Caenorhabditis briggsae is the source of this 1335-nucleotide messenger RNA. The transcript has 4 exons. The coding region runs from base 1 to 1335 and encodes 444 amino acids. The record is from RefSeq and is a predicted model, not a curated record. NCBI's taxonomy places the organism in Eukaryota, Metazoa, Nematoda, Chromadorea, Rhabditida, Rhabditidae.
AUGAAAUCGAUUCCGAAACGUUCUCAUUCGAGAACUCGUUUUGACUAUCGUCCCAAUGGUCUCUCAAUCUACUAUCAACGUUCCACUGAUGACGUGGAAGAGGAAAUGAUGAGAAUUCGUGUGGUUACCGAUGGAAAACCAAUCGACGACUCUCUCCGUUCUUCCGUUUCUUCACCACCUGAAUCUUCUUCAUGGACCACACUGGGAUCCACGUCUUCUGUUAGCGGAACAAGUGAUAAGACGAAGAAAAGAACGAAGAACAAGCACAGAAAACGGAAGAGUAAGAAUAAGAACAAAUCUUCGAAACAUCAAAAACGAAUGACAUCUCGUCCAGUGAUCCUUUCAAAGAAAUGGAAGACGUGUUUGAGAAGAAAGAAGGAACCAGAAGGCAUGGACAAGAAGUCGUUGCGAAUUCUGGAUGAUUUGAAGAUCUUGAACUUCAAGAUCCGAGAAAAAAUCUCUCCUGAUUCCUCUCCAUCUCCAUCCGACGUCACAAGAACUGCAGUUGAACGUAGCCAUUCCAUGUCACCGAUUCUCACUGCAGAAGCUUUUGAUUAUCGUGGACGUCCUCUGAAACCUUCUCUUGCAAUCACUCCAUUCCCUGGGGCUCGAUCUGUGGAGACUAGAAAAAAGGUCAGAGAGUUUCUUCUUGGAGUUGGAAAAGAUAAGGAAAAGAAGGAGGAGAAAUCCAAGAAGCCACAAUUUGCUGAAUUCAUGAAACCGCCUGUUCCACCAAAGGAGAAGAAGAAAGAGGCUCCGCCCAUCAAACUGACACGUGUCAGUUCGGAUACCAGAUUUCCGGGUGCUCGUUCUCCAGCGACUCGUGAGAAGGUUCGGCUGUUGCUCAAGGAUUGUGUUCUGAAGAAAAGAUUGAAGGAAUCGGUGAAUGAGGGACCGUAUGAUAAUGCAGAACUGACUCAAAGUUUGAAGAAUAUUGUGAAGGAAAGAGAUGAGAGGAAGAAGAAAGAGGAAGAGGAAAAGAAGAAAAAGAAGAAGAAGGAGGAGGUGGUGAAGGUGAAGAAGACUGAAUCGACCAGUUCCAGUUUGAGAACCAUUUACUCGAAAAACGCAAUUGGAUGUAACACCUGUACCAGCUGUACCAGAUGCAUCAGUUUUUGUACCGAGCAGCAUACCAGAAAGGAGAAGAAGACGACUGAGGAUUCUUCCAAAAGUAGAAAGGCAAAGAAGGAUAAAAAGAAGAACAAGAAGAAGAAAAAGAAGGAAACCAUCAGCAAGUCCUCCAGAAGUUACAGUACUUCAACUGCUUCUGAAUCCAUCGAAAUUUCGGAGAAGUCUAAGAGAAAGUCCAAGAAGAAGAAGUCCCAAUUCUUCUGA